Molecule: messenger RNA, 364 nt
Organism: Arachis ipaensis
Lineage: Eukaryota; Viridiplantae; Streptophyta; Magnoliopsida; Fabales; Fabaceae
Source: RefSeq, a predicted model, not a curated record
GGGGGUGAAGAUGCGCGAAAGGGGGCAUCGCGGAGUUGCCAUCACCGUCGUGUUACUGGGCUCGCCGUCGUCGCAUCUGGGUGGCUGUUGCGCCGCCGUUCAUCACUGCCCAGUCACCGUCGAAGCUUUGCAUCGCCGUUCUGACCGCCAGAAACCGCCGGUGGAGCCACUGUCUUCUUGGGCUGAGUUGUGGUUCUUGCAUGUUGAGUUCAGUAGCCGUGCAUGCGACAUCAAGCUGCCGCGUCGUCAACGGAGUCGCCGCUGUUCUGUUUUCUCGGAUACUCGUAGGUUCAGUAAGCCUUUUCCUGUUCCGAUUUCUUUUAGUCACUAUUCUGUGAUAUGUUUCUAAGGUCCUUGCAACGUU